This is a messenger RNA of Macadamia integrifolia, 2214 nucleotides long. RefSeq names its product protein NRT1/ PTR FAMILY 2.7-like. The record is from RefSeq and is a predicted model, not a curated record. Gene Ontology annotation, biological process: oligopeptide transport; transmembrane transport. Gene Ontology annotation, cellular component: plasma membrane. NCBI's taxonomy places the organism in Eukaryota, Viridiplantae, Streptophyta, Magnoliopsida, Proteales, Proteaceae. The coding region runs from base 26 to 1735 and encodes 569 amino acids. Gene Ontology annotation, molecular function: transmembrane transporter activity. The transcript is spliced from 4 exons.
CUUAGCUAAGUAAGGGCAAAAAAACAUGGCAGGCACUGACGUAGAACAGCAAUUCCAUGGCGAACUUUCUCACGCAGAGACCCAAACAACAAGCAGCAACGAUUCCAAACGAGGGGGUUGGAUUACCUUCCCCUUCAUCGCAGUUGGGGUGAUGGGGCUGACGUUGGCGUCUGCGGGAUGGACAUCAAACCUGAUCGUCUAUCUGAUCGAAGAGUUCAACGUGAAGAGCGUCGACGCCGCCCAGAUCUCCAAUAUCGUCAACGGUUGCACCAGUCUCUUCCCCGUCGCCGGUGCCAUUCUUGCCGACUCCUUAUUCGGUUGCUUCUCCGUCAUCAUCUUCUCCUCUAUUGUCUCUCUUCUGGGUAUAAUUCUGUUAACUUUAACGGCGAUGCUACACUCCCUUAGGCCUUCACAAGGAGAAACCCCAUCAACACUUCAACUUGGGGCUCUGUACAGUGCCUUAACGCUGGGAUCUAUAGGGAUUGGGGGCACGCGCUUCACUUUAGCAACGAUGGGUGCAGAUCAGUUGACAAAGUCAAAGGAUCAAGGGGUCUUCUUCAACUGGUUUUUCUUCACUCUCUAUGUUGCUUCCAUUAUCAGCUCCACGGCUAUCGUCUACGUAGAGGAUAACGUUGGUUGGGAUUGGGGGUUUGGGUUAUCCGCCGCUACUAACGCCGUCGGUUUGGCCGUUUUCUGGGUGGGAAAACGGUACUAUCGUAGUAUGAAGCCUAAGGGGAGCCCUUUCGUAAGCUUAGCUCGGGUUGUGGUCGCCACCAUUCGAAAGUGGAAGUUAGUAGUAUUGGUGUCUUCCCAAAGCCAGCAAAGUAAAGAUGAUUCUUAUUACUACGGCAAAGCUGAGGUUGCUGAGUUGCCUUCUUCAGCUCCCACUCCAAGCUUCAGAUUCCUGAACCGUGCAGCUCUAAAAACCGAAGGUGACACUGGACCGGACGGCUCAAUAGCAAAGCCGUGGAGGCUAUGCACGGUGGAGCAAGUCGAAGACCUCAAAACCCUACUCCGAAUCUUCCCUCUCUGGUCCAGCAGCAUCUUCUUGAGCACCCCAAUCGCAAUCCAGCUCAGCCUCACAGUCCUCCAAGCACUCACAAUGGACCGCCACCUUGGGCCCCACUUCCAAAUCCCUGCUGGCACCUUCCCCGUCUUCUCUCUCAUAUCUACUUGCGUCUCCAUCUCCAUCAUCGACCGUUUCCUUCCACCCACGUGGUACACACUCACCGGUCGAUCACUAACCCCUCUUAAACGAAUAGGGCUCGGCCACGUCCUCAACUUCAUCGCCAUGGCAGGGUCUGCCCUCGUGGAGUCAAGGCGGCUGCAUGUGGUCUGGUCCCACCAACUCGAAAACCAGACCGGAUCAACCGUCGUCCCGAUAUCAGCAUUAUGGUUGGCAGUGCCGCUGAUCAUCGUCGGCGCCGGCGAAGCCUUACACUUUCCGGGACAGGUUUCUUUAUACUAUCAAGAAUUUCCGGAGGCGCUGCGGAGCACAGCGACCGCUAUGAUCGGGCUACUCAUCGCGGUCGGCUUUUAUCUAAGCACGGCAGUGAUUGAUUUGGUACGGAGUGUCACCGGUUGGUUGCCGAAUAAUAUCAACCAAGGGAGGAUGGAUAAUGUUUAUUGGAUGUUGGUCGUGAUAGGAGUGGCCAACUUUGGCUAUUACCUAACAUGUGCCAGGUUAUAUAAGUACCAAAAUGUUGAUGACCGGGACACCACCAGUUCUAGCUAGCUCAGAGUCUAGGGACCAAAAGGUCCAAGACCAAGAUUGAAGGAACAUGACUAGGGCAUUUUGGAAGUGUGGAACGGCUCUAUAGGACUAGUGAAACUUGUGUCACGAGUUGAGGUCUGAAUUGUAUUACAAAUGCUUUAGGGAGGAAGAUUCUGUCUAUCAUGUUUAUGAUAGAUUGGCCGAUUUUCACUCCUUGGCUUUAAGACCUUUGUUUGAGACCAAUGGCUGUGCACAAGCUCCUAAUCAGUAAAUUUCCAUUCUACCAAAUAAAAAAACUACCAAUUGGCCUUGAAAUAACUUGUCGAUCUUCAUUUUUUUUUUUUAUUGUUUCUUUAUUGCUAAAAUUGGUCAAUUUUUGUUUUUCGCCUUUACUGGAGGUGAUGUUUUGGUUUAAGAUAGUGGGUUCGAAAAAACUGGUUAAAGAUCCUAUUGUGAAUACUUCUAUUUUCCUAAUUUAAUGGUAAUUUUGUUUCUUAUAA